AUGCCUAUGCUUGCCGACCCAUCACAGCGGUAUAAGCCGUUCCGACCUACUCCCUACCCUGCCCGGACAUGGCCAAAUAAGGAGAACACCACUGCUCCUAUCUGGCUCAGUACAGAUCUGCGGGAUGGGAACCAGUCUCUAGCCAAUCCCAUGUCGAAUGCCCAAAAGAUGCGGUUCUUUCGCCAUCUCUGCCAGAUUGGCUUCAAGGAGAUUGAAGUCUCGUACCCUGCUGCGUCCGAGCUGGACUUUGCAUUCUGCCGGGAGCUGCUGGAUGAGAAGGAGAUCCCGGAUGACGUGUGGAUUCAGGUCCUCACGCCAGCUCGGGAAGACCUGAUCAGACGCACGUUCGAAGCUGUCGCGGGGAUGAAGCACGUCAUUAUCCACAUGUACAACGCUACGUCUUGUCUGUUCCGAGAGGUUGUGUUCAACAACAACAGGGAGGAGACAAUACAGCUUGCGGUAUCGCAUACCAAGCUGGUCCGGGAGCUGGCAGAGCAAUAUGCUAAAUCUCAUGGAACGACUUUCCGGUACGAAUACUCGCCCGAGACCUUUUCGCAGACAGAGACCGAGUACGCGGUGGAGGUGUGCGAAGCGGUCAAGAAGACAUGGUUUGCGGGCAAGGGAAGUGUAUGGGCGGACGGCAGGAACGAGGAGCGGAUCAUCUUUAAUCUUCCCGCAACGGUCGAGAUCUUCACACCCAAUAUCCUUGCGGACCAAAUCGAACACUUUAUCAGCCUCCUCACUGAAAGGGAAAAGUGCAUCAUCUCCCUGCACACACACAACGACCGAGGAUGUGCCGUUGCCGCCGCCGAGCUCGGUCGUCUAGCCGGCGCGGACCGAAUCGAAGGCACCAUCCUCGGGAACGGAGAACGGACCGGAAACGUCGACCUCGUCACGCUGGGAAUGAACCUAUACUCUCAGGGCUACGCGCCAAACCUCGACUUUUCCGACAUGUUCUCCAUCAUCGACACGGUCACGGAAUGCACCGGCCUCCCAGUCCACCCUAGACAUCCUUACGCCGGCGAGCUGGUUUUUACCGCGUUCUCCGGGAGUCAUCAGGAUGCCAUCAAGAAGGGAUUCGAGGCGCAGCAAAAGCGCGAGGCGCAGGGAGAUGUGCGGUGGGAUGUACCCUAUCUGCCCAUCGACCCGGCAGAUGUGGGGUGCACGUACGAGGCGGUCAUUCGGGUCAACUCGCAAUCUGGAAAGGGAGGUAUCGCCUACAUCAUCAAGCAGGUCUUGUCGCUGGACAUGCCCCGGAGAAUGCAAAUCUCAUUCUACCGGGUCAUCCAGGAGCUGUCGGAAAAGACUGGCAAGGAGAUCACCUCAAAAGACAUCACCACUGCCUUCCGUCAAACAUACCACCUCGGCGGCUCCAUAUAUGACGGCCGGAUCGUCCUCAAAUCCUUCAUCACUCGCGACGUCCAGCCAUCCGGCGAUGCUACCCCAGAAAGGUCCCCAUCCCGCAACUCACACCGUAUCGCCAACCUCGCCCUCAGCAUUGACCGGCUGGACCGGGUCGAUAGCCCGGACCGCAACAACGGUGCCGACCUCCACCAAACCCCCAAGCGCCUCACGGCCAAGGUCCUCAUUGACGGAAGUCUCCGCGAGAUUUCCGGAGAAGGGAAUGGCCCGCUCUCUUCCCUCCUGGACGCCCUGCAAGGGGAUCUGGGAAUCAACCUGUCCAUUCGGGAAUACACCGAGCAUGGUGUGGGCGCUGGGUCAGACGUCAAGGCUGCGACCUACGUCGAGCUCAUCCCGAGUGAUGCGGAUCCUAAAAACAAGACCAAGGGCGGGUUCUGGGGUGUCGGGGUGGAUGCGGACAUUACGGCGUCGGGUCUCAAGGCGGUGAUGAGCGCGGCGAAUGGGUAUGCGGCCGCGGUGGACCUGGAUUUUGAUUAG
This is a messenger RNA of Dioszegia hungarica, 1899 nucleotides long. RefSeq lists its product as uncharacterized. Lineage: Eukaryota; Fungi; Basidiomycota; Tremellomycetes; Tremellales; Bulleribasidiaceae. The record is from RefSeq and is a predicted model, not a curated record. Gene Ontology annotation, biological process: L-leucine biosynthetic process. Gene Ontology annotation, cellular component: mitochondrion. Gene Ontology annotation, molecular function: 2-isopropylmalate synthase activity. The coding region runs from base 1 to 1899 and encodes 632 amino acids. The transcript has 8 exons.